Molecule: messenger RNA, 204 nt
Organism: Pyrenophora tritici-repentis Pt-1C-BFP
Lineage: Eukaryota; Fungi; Ascomycota; Dothideomycetes; Pleosporales; Pleosporaceae
Source: RefSeq, a predicted model, not a curated record
AUGUCUGCCACCAUCCCUGCCAAACACAUGCCCUCCCUCCCGUACACGUCCCCUGCGACCCCGCUUCAAACCCUCGAUAUCUGGCUCCCAGAGGCCCAAUCCCAAGACACAGACUCCUCCCCACCCGCACUAUGGAUCCUCUACAUCCACGGCGGUGCCUGGCGCGACCCGACCAAAGACUCGCACCAGGCAUCGCAAGUCUAA